This is a messenger RNA of Bombus pascuorum, 2357 nucleotides long. Its product is annotated as endoglucanase E-4-like. The coding region runs from base 695 to 2122 and encodes 475 amino acids. The record is from RefSeq and is a predicted model, not a curated record. Lineage: Eukaryota; Metazoa; Arthropoda; Insecta; Hymenoptera; Apidae. Gene Ontology annotation, biological process: carbohydrate metabolic process. Gene Ontology annotation, molecular function: hydrolase activity, hydrolyzing O-glycosyl compounds. The transcript has 7 exons.
CACAAUCGUUGGUCAGUCAGUCAGUCAGUAAGUCAGUCAGUCAGACACAUAAUCGAUCAGUCGACGAAUCGAUGGAAACGCGAUCAUCAAACGCAGGAUUCUUUCAAACUCUCGGUUCAUGAACUUUCUGACUGACAAGUGCGUUCACCUCGUUAAAUGCAUAGUGUAGUUCAAAUGUCGAAGUGAAUCGCAGCUGGAGUAUCGAAACAGCGAACAAUCUGUUUCGCGAUAAAGAAUUUUGUGAUUUCUCUGAAUAUUGUGGAAAUUUACUUGAACAGGGCAGAAUUUUGUAAACAAUAGCAGAAUGUAAAAAGUGGAUCGUUACUGCUUAAAGGUGUUGAAGAAAAGAAAGAGUCAGUGGAUGAUUUUAUUCAAAGUCAAGAUAAUCAAUCAAGUAAUUUCUCCACUUUGUGAACGACGUUAGAAGAAUAUUAACUACGAACGUUGAUCGGAUUUAAUUAUACAUUUGAUCAAAUCGUUAAGAACUCUUCAAGAUCGGAACAAGGAAAGAAACGCUUUUGUGAUUGAAGAAACGAUUUUACAGGAGUGGAAAUUAUUGAUGAAGAGGUACACGUGAAUAAUCGACAUGCAACAUCCCGAAAUGCGUUUUACAUCGAUGUUGGCAAAUGCCGCGAAAAGGUGAUUAACAGUCGUCCGUUGUCCCACGGAAAGAAUUGUGGGAGAAAAAUCGAGAAUGGAACUGAACGCGUUUGUCAUCUAUGUUGCGACCCUGACGAUAGCAUCGAUAGCCUUCAUCGAUACGAUAAACGCGAACCCACCGUACUACGUGAAACCCAUCGAGGACGAGAACGAUUACGCUCGUGUGCUGGAGCUUUCGCUUUUGUUUUACGAGGCACAACGAUCGGGAAAGCUGCCGGAGAACAAUCGAAUCCCAUGGAGAGAGGACUCGGCGCUCGACGAUCGAGGACUGAACGGAGAAGAUUUGACCGGAGGCUAUUAUGAUGCUGGUGAUUUCGUGAAGUUCGGUUUUACUAUGGCUUCGACAACUACCCUUCUGGCUUGGGGUGCCGUCAGUUGGCCAGAAGCUUACAACGCGGCUGGCCAACUCGACGAACUUCGUAAAGCCAUCAAAUGGGCUACAGACUACUUCAUCAAGUGCCAUGUAAGCGAAUAUGUCUUUUACGGGCAAGUCGGGGAUUUCUCAUUAGAUCAUACGUUUUGGGGGAGACCAGAAGAACUGAAUACCACCAGACCUGCCUAUAAAAUUGAUCCGGAACACCCAGGAUCCGAUCUAGCAGGUGAAACCGCUGCUGCCCUCGCAGCAUCCAGUAUGGUAUUUCGCAAUCACGAUCCAGAAUACAGUGCUAAAUGUUUGAAACACGCCAAGGAAUUGUACAAGUUUGCCAAUGAAUAUCGAGGGCUUUAUCACGAAGCGAUCCGUGGAGCAGCUCAGUAUUACGAGAGCACGGAUUAUGGUGACGAAUUGGCUUGGGCGGCGGUGUGGCUGUUCAAGGCAACGAACGACACAAUGUAUCUCGAGGAUGCUGAACAUCAUUACCAGCAUUUCCAUCUCAAAGAGAGACCGAACGAAUUCUUUUACAACAAGAAGGUCGCUGGCGUUCAGGUUUUGUUGGCACAGAUGACAGGGCAGCCGGAAUAUCAGAACGCGGCUCGUGCUUUCUGCGAUUUCUCGGUGCGCCAGCAAAAACGUACGCCGAAGGGAUUGCUGUACAUCGACAAGUUCGGCACCCUCUGCCACGCUGCGAACGUAGCGUUCGUUUGCCUGGAGGCGGCUGACUCACCCGGUAUCGGCGAUCCCCAGGAAUAUCGUGAAUUUGCCGAGCAACAAAUUUACUAUAUGCUUGGAGGAGGCGGCAGGAGUUACGUGGUCGGUUGGGGUCGAAAUCCACCGAAGCAACCACAUCAUGCUGCGUCAUCCUGCCCCGACAGACCAGCCGUUUGUGGAUGGCCCGAAUUCGACAAGGACGCACCAAACCCUCAAAUCCUUUAUGGUGCCCUGGUCUCCGGCCCCGACGAGGCGGACAAGUUUCACGAUCAUCGAGAGGAUUACGUAUACACGGAAGUCACAUUGGAUUACAAUGCCGGAUUCACGAGUGCACUGGCCGGAUUGUUGCAACUACGAGUUAAAAGCACUACGUAACGUGCGAUAACAGUUCGCUGCUUUUGGCCACGAACCAAGGAAUUACUUUACUCUUCAAAACGAAAUAUUUCGUGUUAAAAUAACGAGAGAAGACUUCUUCGUGAUUCAUACAUAAUGUGUGAAUACAAAAUAAAUUUGAAGAUAUUGCGAUCGAAAAUCGAUGAAUGGUCAAAUGAUCUUUCGGAAAAGGAUUAUCUUUUGACUUUUAUUUUUUGAAAGCUAAAAAUUGAUAAUU